Messenger RNA from Harmonia axyridis, 2737 nucleotides. It is a transcript of the gene Lab, whose product is annotated as homeotic protein labial. The record is from RefSeq and is a predicted model, not a curated record. NCBI's taxonomy places the organism in Eukaryota, Metazoa, Arthropoda, Insecta, Coleoptera, Coccinellidae. Gene Ontology annotation, molecular function: DNA-binding transcription factor activity, RNA polymerase II-specific; RNA polymerase II cis-regulatory region sequence-specific DNA binding. The coding region runs from base 108 to 1181 and encodes 357 amino acids. Gene Ontology annotation, biological process: regulation of transcription by RNA polymerase II. Gene Ontology annotation, cellular component: nucleus. The transcript is spliced from 2 exons.
ACCACGGUCACAGAAUGACAUCGACGGUCACGGUGCAAACUAUGUAGUUCAGUGUUCCCGUUCGCGACUCUGUGGUGUGUCGAUAUAGACUUAUCUGAAUCGUGAAAAUGAUGAUGAUGGACGUGGGUAUGUACGGUCACAAUCAUCACGGCAGUUCCUACAAUCCAGACCCUAACUUUUUCGGGUACACCGACGGGUCCAACCAGCAUGCUGGUCACUACCCUUCGUAUCAGUAUGAAGACCAGCAGUUUCUGUAUCCGUCGAGUGAAGUUUUAGAUACACCGCCAUCUCCUAGCGAUCUCAACUACUACCCUCAACCGGUGCAUCCCGAAAACCCUAUUAUCAACACGGAUACCGGGCUAAGUUACACGAAUCUAGACUAUGGACAUUCUAACCCCUCGUACCCCACUAACUAUGAUCCUUACCAAAGAGGUCCUCAAGAUGUGCAUCUACGACACCACGAAGAUGUGGCUAGUGCUAACGGACAUGUUUAUACCGGUGAAAAUAAGUACCAUCUGGCGCAUGAAGUGGGGUACCAUCCACAUCUUGUGUCGGCAGGUAGUACUGCGAAUUCUUGCAUGGAGUACCAGCAUCUCCAGAGAUACAAGGAGGACGUGGAGAGUGACAGGAUGAAAAAUCAUCAUCUGCAGCAUCCUAUGAAUGCUGGGCCGACGCAACAACCCAGUCUGCCGACGUAUAAGUGGAUGCAAGUGAAGAGGAAUGUUCCCAAACCAACAGUUCCAAAAGUACCAUCUUCAAACAUGGCCGAUUUUCCCCUUUCGUCAGUGGCGUCCUCUUUAAUGGACUCAUCAAACCCUGCCUCCAGAAGCUCCUGCCUUGGAUCAAACGCUUCUAGUAUGCUAGGUCUGAAUUGCCUCAACACCGGAAGAACGAAUUUCACCAACAAACAACUGACAGAACUGGAAAAAGAAUUCCAUUUCAACAAAUACCUUACCAGAGCUAGAAGAAUAGAGAUAGCGUCAGCUCUUCAACUUAACGAAACCCAAGUGAAGAUCUGGUUUCAGAACAGAAGAAUGAAACAGAAGAAGAGGAUGAAGGAAGGAUUGAUACCCCCUGACAGUUCCAGCCUGAAUAGCAGCAACAAUAAUUCCCCAGGCACAACAACAUUGUUACAAAACGAAAUAUCUGGUAGCAAUGAUAAUAGCCAAGAAUCUAAUUGAUGAGACAUGCUUAUCUUGAUGUCUGAUUACCUGAAUAUUUAUAUUAUGUUUCGCUUCAGGACUAUUCCACUUUGUUUAUUUGGUCCGUUGGAAAAAAAUGAAUGAGCAAUUGUCCCUAUAUCACAAUGUCAUCAGCAAACAUAAAAAAAUUUAAGGUCGGCAAAAAACUAAUUCUAAUAGUAAAAACCACAAAAAAUCAAUAGUACCAUUCUAUUAAAACAAAAAUUGUACGAAUGAGCAUUUAGCCUUCCUCAUAAUCUGCACAUUUUCAUCCAACCUUUUAUGGUGUACUGAAGAGAAUAAAAAAAUUUCAUUGAGAUGUUAUUCCAAAAUAGUUUGCCGAUCAAGCAAUUAAUUGCUUACUGUUUUAAAGCCUUCAUUAGCUCUGAUUCUCUUUAAAUUAGGAGCAAUUCCAAUUGAAUAUUCUUUGAAGCAACCUCCAAAUUCGUGUUCAUGUUCUUUACAGAUGUAAAGCAGUAUAUUUCGAUAUGGUAGUUGAAUUCAAUUCUUUUUCAAAAAAUUCUUAAUAUUCGAAUGUUAAAUUCGCGAAAUUUUCCAUUCAAAGGAACGUCUGGCUUGAUUCCAAAAUCACUUCCUGAUGGUAAUCAAUCAUAAUUAGAUUCUCUAAAAUUUGACUAAUUCAAAUUUAAAAGAAUUUAUCUUCAUGGAAAUUACUUCGCGAAAUUCGUACUGAAACGUUUGUUCUAAAUUGCAAAAAAGUUUUCGCCCAACGUGGGGCUCGAACCCACGACCCUGAGAUUAAGAGUCUCAUGCUCUACCGACUGAGCUAGCCGGGCUGUUGAGUUUUUAAGGAGAAACCGAUAUUGUUAGACACAGUUCUGUCUUAUCAACUCAAAAUUCCGAAAAUCUAGAAUAUAAUGUAGAAUCAAACUUCAAAUAUGAAAAUUUCAUGAAAUAAUGUAGCUUUUCAGGAUCAUUGCGAAGCUUAUUUGGGUAUAACCUCCGAUUAAUAGAAAUAUAAAGAUUCCUAUAUGGAUAUCAUUAUUUAUUCAAAUUCCACUUAAAAUUAUCCUUAUGAGAACUUCAAAUGAACACAUAAUUAAAACAAUUUUCUUCCAAUCACAUUAGACCAAACGUAACUACUUAUUUAGAAUAGUCUUAAAUUUAAGUCAUAUCUUAUUAUUACAAGUGUAUUAUAUAAUUUAUUUUAUUGUAUAAAUAUGUACAUAACAUUACUAGGAAUAUACAAAGGAAAACAAAGACUUAAAUGGUAAUUAUGUUUCAAAUAAUUUACCUUAAAAUUGUUAUUAUAAAAUAAUAUAAUAGGUUAGAUCAUUAUAUGUGCUCUUAAGUAAAAUGCAGUUUUUUUCAAGGCAGUUUCAGUGUGAUCAGAACAUUUUUGGAGUGCUUUUUCAAAUUAAAAAUAAUUCUGAACUUUGAACUGUUUCAUAAUAUUCAGAAGAAUGAUAUUUCCCUCAUAUGGGAAAUUAGGUACAAAUUGAUUAAUAACGAUGAUUCAAUCUUAUUAUAUCGAAAAAAUACAAGAAAAUAUAAUGAAACUAUUAUUAAUGUAGGAAAUAAAAUGUGAAAAACUA